Molecule: messenger RNA, 1009 nt
Organism: Caenorhabditis angaria
Lineage: Eukaryota; Metazoa; Nematoda; Chromadorea; Rhabditida; Rhabditidae
Source: the annotation of a GenBank genome assembly
AUGGCGGAUAAAGUGUGUGGCUGUAAUGUUGUUACAUCAGCCGGAGUUGUGACAAGUCUUCAAUUGGUCGUUUUGGUAUUGACGCUCUCAUCGAGUGGCCUGAUUUUGGACAGGGAUCAUUUGUGGCAGGCGAUUUAUCCGAGAACACAGUAUAAUGCGACAGCGCAAGCUGCGGCGGUAGGUUUCGGGGAAAAUCUGGAAGGGAAAUGUUUAGGAAUCAAAAAAUGUAGAAAUUUGCCCUUUUGCCCUCUGAUCACGUUUUAUGACUUUUCAUACUUUCGAAAUUACAAAAUUUAUAAAAAUUCGUAAAAAAUCACUGUUUUAAAAUAUUUCUAAAUUUUAGGAAGGAUUUUUGCGGAAAUUUUUUACUUUUAUAAAAAUUUGAAGUUAUGAAAAAAUUCCAAACGUUUUGAUUUACUUUAAAAAAAUGAAACUCAAAAGUUUGUUCCAUUUGAUUUGUUUGUCUACAGUAACUUGAACUGAUAUACAGUAUUCACAUUUCACCUUUUCACUUCUUCUUUGUUUCAGAACGGAACUCUGAAAUUCAACGCAACAAAUUGGGCUCAAGCGUGGGUUGAAUUGGGCCAAGCGUGGUACGUUGGAUUUGGUUCCUAUUGGCUCUUCUCAAUUUUGAUCUUGGUUUUAUCUUUCAAAUAUUAUCGACCAGUUUUUGUGAUUCCCAAUUUCACAGCUCUUGUUGUUGGAUGCUUUAUGAAUCUUUUUGAGUUCGGUGAGUUUAAGGCCUGUGAAAAAUAAAGAUACAUUUCUUAUUCCAGCCGUUUUACUCGCUCGAAUCCUUGUUGUCUCCAAAGACUAUCGAACUGAUGAAUAUGAAGAAGUUAUUUAUAUUUAUGUGAUGGGUCUUUCGCUUUUCGCAUUCAUUUGCUGUAUAUUUUUUAUUAUUUUCAUCUCAAAAUAUCACAAAUUUCUUCGUAAUCGAUAUGGCCAUCAAGUUCCGAAAUUUGUGCAAUCAAGAGCAAGAACCGGUUAUCACGAUGAGGCAUAUUAA